AGGCCAGACUAGGUUUAAGGCCGAGGUGCCCGGUCCAUUGCCAUACCCACAUUCGACUUGACACUGCUUUGGGGAGUGUCGUCCACAGAGAGAGUGAGAGAGAGAGAGAGAUUAGAGAGUUGAUCUCUUCGGAGUUCCUAGCGAGAGAGAAUAGCUGCCCUCCAUCUCCCUUCUCGCCAAUCUCUUCCAGAGAGAGAGAGCCUUUUUAAUCCACCUUAGAGAGAGACCCCCACCAUUACAAGCAGAGAGAGAGAGAGAGAGAGCAACGCCACCAUAGUUGUUCACCCAAAGAGAGAUUAGGCCUACUCCUAGUCCCACUUCCAGUCCUGCAAGGAAUAACCCAAAAGAGAUCUACUUCCUAGAGAGAAACCAUAGCUCUCUUCAACUACCCCAAAGAGAAAUCGAGACUCUUCCCAAUUCCUAAAGAGCCCCAGAUUGACAGAGGGAAUACCAAUUUUCUCAAAAUUCAAGGUACAGAGACAUUGGCGCGUUGGCUAGCUUACCAACUCCGACAGAGCGAAAGAGAGAGAAUCCUCCAUGGGUGCCGGCAUCGGCUGGACAGUCGCACUCGGCGCCACCACCACCGCCGCUGUUGCCUUGGCCAUUGCCGCCCGCCCUCGAGAUCCCACUUUCUCUCUCCUCUCAAUUUCUCUCUCCUCCCUCCACCUUCGCUUCCCCAUCCCUCCCAUCCCAAUCCUCGACCUCGAACUCACCCUCUCCAUCUCCGUCACCAACCCCAACCUCGCCCCCAUCUCGUAUUCGCCCUCUGCAAUGUGCAUUUAUUACGAUGAUGCCCUUCUAGGCCAAGCCAAGGUCGAGGCAGGCUCACAACCGGCUCGAUCUGUUCGAACCCUUCGGCUAAGUGCCCGGCUCGAUGGGCUCGAGCUCACCCACCACUUGGCCAGGCUCAUAUGGGACGUCAUUAGGAGGGAGAUGGAGCUCAAGGCAGUGGUUAAAAUCGAAGGGAAGGCUAAAUUGCUUGUAUGGGAUCACCCAUUUGUUAUCUAUGUGGAGAGCAAUGUGUUGGUGGACCCUCUCUUUCUCGAUGUGCUUGAUCAGGAGACCAGGUCCAGGCUAGAGCUUUCUCUCUCUACAAACACU
Messenger RNA from Amborella trichopoda, 1101 nucleotides. RefSeq lists its product as uncharacterized. The record is from RefSeq and is a predicted model, not a curated record. Gene Ontology annotation, biological process: response to desiccation; defense response to other organism. Lineage: Eukaryota; Viridiplantae; Streptophyta; Magnoliopsida; Amborellales; Amborellaceae.